Molecule: messenger RNA, 1376 nt
Organism: Morus notabilis
Lineage: Eukaryota; Viridiplantae; Streptophyta; Magnoliopsida; Rosales; Moraceae
Product: F-box/kelch-repeat protein SKIP6
Exons: 1
Coding region: 32-1198 (388 amino acids)
Molecular function (GO): protein binding
Source: RefSeq, a predicted model, not a curated record
CCUCCCCCUACGACUCAAUUAACAAAGCACCAUGUCCGCCACCGCAGAGGCGCCGACGGAGAUCCUCAUCCCGUCGCUACCAAACGACGUCGCUUUGCAAUGUCUGGCUCGCGUCCCAAGACAGUAUCAUCCUGUCCUCGCGACGGUGUCGAAGCCCAUCAGAUCCCUCCUCUCCUCCCAAGAAUUCUUCGCCGCCAGAUCAGCCCUCAACUCCACCGAACUCCUUCUUUACCUCCUUAUCCGAAACCAAUCCGGCGGGCCCCGGAGUUGGCUCACGGUCUACGGAAGACCCAACCCAAACGAUGACGACGGCGGCGACAACAAGAGCAAUAUCAUCAUCGCCCCGGUCCCAGGAGUUCCAGACGACUGGCAAGAUUGGUCCCAGUACGCCGUUGUGGUCCCCAGGAUCUACGUCUUCGGCGGCGAAAUCUACGGCCUCUCUUCACCCGAGUUGUGGAUUUUCGAUUGCCGCUUCCACACUUGGGAGCGCGGCCCGAGCAUGCCAACCACGGUAAGCGACACUUUCCGACCAAACCGUAUUUUUUGCCUGAAAAUCACGCCUCUCUUCAAGACCGUAGUUUUGGACGGCAAGAUUUACGUGAUCGGAUGUUGGACAGUGGAGAACUCAUGGGUCCACGUGUUCGACACGGUGGAUAGGCGCUGGGAGGCCGUUCCUAGCCCCAAGCUUGUGGUUUACGGCAGACCGGUUGUCGGCUGCGCCAUUAGGGGUCGUGAGGUUUGCGUUUGGUUGAACAAAGAGGAGCUCAAGUUCGACCCCGCGACGAAGACGUGGGAGGUGUUUGAGAGUCGUACCGGUUAUGGAUUGGAUUGGAACACAGAUGUGUGCGAGGUGAAUGGGGUGCUGUAUUGCUAUGAUCGUCAUAGUAGGUUGAUUAAAGGCUUUGAUGAAAGAAUUGGAGAGUGGAAAAAGCUCAAGUUUGUGAACAAAGGGAUGCGAAGUCACUGGCGGAGUAUUCGGAUGGGCAAUGUGGGAGGGAGCUUGGUGAUCAUGGGGUCGGCGCGUUUUAGGAAUUUGGAGAGCACGGUGGGAGUGUGGUGUGUGGAAAUUGAAGUGAACAAGGACGGGAAUGAGGAUUUGCAAGGACAGGUUCUGUGGUCGGAAAUGGUUUAUUCGACCCAAAUAUGUUCAUUUGGUGGGUGGCCCUUGUUAUAUGCUUGUGUGCCGGUUUCUUUGUGAGGACUAAUUGGAUUAUGUUAUAUAAAAUCUUGCUUUGUUCAACUUGUUCAAUGGUUUUUCUGAUAGUUUUUGCUCUGAUUGGUUUGUUGUUGAAGGAAAACUGUUAAAAAUUAUCUGAGUGGAUUAUAAACUUCUAUAUGUGUGAACUCUGCAUAUGUCGAAUCCUUGAAAGAAUUUA